Molecule: messenger RNA, 1001 nt
Organism: Hibiscus syriacus
Lineage: Eukaryota; Viridiplantae; Streptophyta; Magnoliopsida; Malvales; Malvaceae
Product: bidirectional sugar transporter SWEET1-like
Exons: 6
Coding region: 59-820 (253 amino acids)
Biological process (GO): carbohydrate transport
Cellular component (GO): membrane
Molecular function (GO): sugar transmembrane transporter activity
Source: RefSeq, a predicted model, not a curated record
UUCUUUCUUCUUCCCCUUUCUUCUUUGGUUUUCCAAGAGUUCAACUUUUGUUCCAACAAUGGAGGUUUUGCAUUUCUUGUUUGGUGUUUUUGGAAAUGUCACUGCUUUGUUCCUCUUCUUGUCCCCAACGAUCACAUUUAAGAGGAUCAUUAAAAGUAAGUCCACAGAGCAAUUCUCUGGAGUUCCCUAUGUGAUGACCUUGCUCAACUGUCUCCUCUCUGCAUGGUAUGGCCUUCCAUUUGUGUCUAAAAACAACAUCCUGGUAUCAACAAUCAAUGGGACAGGUGCAGCAAUUGAGUCCAUCUAUGUCUUAAUCUACAUCAUCUAUGCACCAAAGAAAGAGAAGGCUAAAAUCCUUGGGCUUUACACUUUUGUCCUCACUGUCUUCUCUGCUGUGGCAUUGAUCUCCCUCUUUGUCCUCCACGGAAACGGCAGGAAGCUCUUCUGUGGCCUUGCUGCCACCAUUUUCUCCAUCAUCAUGUAUGCUUCACCACUCUCAAUCAUGAGGCUGGUGAUCAAGACUAAAAGUGUGGAGUUCAUGCCAUUUUUCCUGUCACUGUUUGUGUUCCUCUGUGGUACUUCCUGGUUCAUCUAUGGUCUACUCGGCCGCGACGCAUUCGUCGCUAUCCCUAAUGGGUUUGGGUGUGGACUAGGGGUAAUGCAACUGAUUCUCUAUUUCAUAUACCGCAACAACGAAGGGUUGUCAUCUCCGGAAAUGAAGAAGUCGAAUGGGAAUGGAAGCAUUGAGAUUAAUGGAGCUGAGAAGCCCCACCAAGACAAGCAAGCAAAUGGCAGAGCUCCUCAAGAUGAUCAAGUUUAAAAUUGGGUCCACUGACCAUCUUAAUGUCUAGAAAAAGUUGUAUGUGUUAGUGUUCUGUUUCAAUUUUUGUUUUCCUUUGUGGAUCAAUGAGAGGAUAUGUCAAAAUUGACAAAUUCCCUUUGUAAUGGACUGCAACAUGAACCCUCAUCUCCUUUGAUGUUAACAAGUUUUUGUUUUUGUG